Molecule: messenger RNA, 3468 nt
Organism: Lentinula edodes (shiitake mushroom)
Lineage: Eukaryota; Fungi; Basidiomycota; Agaricomycetes; Agaricales; Omphalotaceae
Product: nuclear condensing complex subunit
Exons: 16
Coding region: 100-3429 (1109 amino acids)
Biological process (GO): mitotic chromosome condensation
Cellular component (GO): condensed chromosome; condensin complex
Source: RefSeq, a predicted model, not a curated record
CGGCCCGGACUGAGCGAGAAAAUGUGACCGUGUCCCAAAACGCGACUUGGUCAACGAUUCCUUUAACCCCGCCUUUAACCUCCACCUCCACUGUCCACUAUGCCAGGCAGGACUCGACCCGACAGUCAGACUAAUACAGAAGAUCUCCUUCUGGAAGUCUCCGAGAUCUUUGACCAGGUACAGGGUGCCUCGGCAAAUCACCAAAAGAACAUCGUUGCGCUACACAAAAUCUUUGUGGACCUCGCGCAGCUUAGAGGACGAACCAAAGACGGGGAUACGAUUCUAAUUGGCGAAAGGAAAUUUGAGCAGGCUAUAUACAGUGUCCUGCUUCGGUUACUUGAAUCAAAGAAGGGUGGACCCGGAGACCGUGUUGUCAAGUUCUUUGGAGGCUUUGUCAAAUGUCUCAAUGAAAAAGCUGGAGAAGACCCUAUCGAUGAGGAUGAUAUCGAUGAAUACAACGUCGCGUACACCCCCGCCGCGCGUUUCACCGAGCGCCUGCUGGACAAACUACUUUUCAAAGGCUUCGGUUCUAAAGAGAAAGUUACUCGCUACAGGACUGUCCAACUUUGUUCGGAGCUUGUUUUCAAUCUGGGCGAGAUAGAAAACAGAAUCUACUACGAGCUACGCAGCAGGCUUCUGGGCCGUAUAAGUGACAAGGAACACAAUAUUCGCUCACAGGCAGCCAUCGCGUUAUGCAAAUUCCAUGGAAUUGACGAUCCAGAGGAGCUGAAAGAGAACCAAUUAGAACCUCUAUCCGAAGUACUGUUCGAAUCCUUGGCGUAUGAUCCCCAAGCCGAAGUACGGCGGGCGAUACUAGUGAAUCUUCCCGUGAACAAGAUCACCAUCCCUCCCAUCCUAGAACGCAGUCAAGAUGUAGACGUUACGACACGCAAGUUAGUCUAUACUGUUCUUGAAAGGAAUGUCACCAUUGGCGAUGAAGAAGAAUUGACAAUAGGCUUUGCUCACCCGCGAGCUCUGAGUAUGGAACUCCGAGAAUCCAUUGUUCGGAACGGGCUCGGGGACCGCAAUGAGAAUGUACGCGUAGCUGCUGCCAAACUCAUAGAAAGAUGGGUGGAAACUGCUGAUAUGACUGACAACGGAAAAGCACCUGGCGAUGAAUCAGGUCUGGUGGGCUUGCUGAAGAUGUUUGACCUUCGCACUGACAAGAUCAUUGGAGAUGCCAUCAUACGCAUCUUCGAGUCCAAUCCCCACAUUCUGAAUGGUAUCACAUUCAACGACACUUAUUGGACCUCACUCACUCCUGAAAAAGCAUUCCUCGCUCGAACGUGCGUUGAAUUCUGUGAAAGUCGCAAAGAUGAUGCAAGGCUGGAAUCAAUCCUGCCUGUUGUCACAUCAUUUGCAUUUCGCUUGCAAGAACAUUUCAACGACCUUGUCGAUAGUAUUCGCUCUCUCGAUCAGGAUGCGUGCAAUCUGGAUGAUGAGGCCCGAUACCUUCGACAGGACGAGCUAGAUAGCAGAGAAUCUGUGGUAAUGGAGAUGCUUAAAAUUGCCAUAUCGCUGGACUAUGGAGACGAGAUCGGACGGAGGAAAAUGGAUUCACUCAUUCGUGAUAUGCUAAUCCACGACUUUCUACCUGAUGAUCUAGUGGCGCCUUGCAUGGAAGUACUGAGCCGUCUUGCCGAUAGUGAACGGGAUCUUAUCCGCGUAGUCGCUAUUGAAAUCGUACAAGCUCUACGGGAUCCGGGAGAUGAUGAAGACGAGGACGUAGAUCAAGACAUAGAUCCUGAUGCAAGCUUUGACUCCGUUGCUCCCACCCUGCCCCCAACUCGUUCGAAGCAGGCGGCCUCUAAAAGCCGUGAAGAGAUGUCGGAAGCCGAGAAAGCACAUGCAGACAAAAUCGAUAAACGUUGUUUGCGUAUCUGCGAGUCCAUGCUCGAACGCGUGAACGGUACCCUGGAAAAUAAUUCUUCACUGGAUGGUAUUGUCAAAGAGCUGAUUUAUCCUGCUGUCCAAAGGAAGGAUGGUGACUUAAGAGAACAGGGAUUCAGAUGCUUAGGUCUCAUCAGUUUAAUUUCCAAAAAUAUUGCCAAAAUGGCCUUGGCAUUCUUCAUCAAGCAGAUGAAGAUUGAACAGAACCCUGAGGAACUGAGGGUCAUUGUUAUGCAAGCCGUAUUUGACACGCUCAUGAAGUAUGACCAAGGUGUAAUGGUGGAACCUCAUACUCCUGCUGCUUGGAUCGGCCACUUCACUCAGUUGCUAGAGAGCGAUGACUCCAGUGAAGAAUUCCGUGCGGUUCUGUGCAUGGGAUUAGCUAAACUGGCACUGCCUGGUGUGCUUGUUGACGAGAAUAUCAUGAAACUGCUCUUAAUCGAAUACUUUUCGCCCAAGAAUGUCAAAAAUCAGAAGCUCAAGCAGUGUUUGUCGUUCUUCUUCCAGGCGUACUGCGCCUCGUCCAUAGAUAAUCAAGAAAUCAUCUCAUCACUUUUCAUGCCUGUGUUUUGCGCACUAUGUGAUGUGGAUGAUGAUGAUGAGAUGGCCUCCUCAGCUCAAAUCGCUGGCAUGUUCCUGGAUUGGACUCAUCCUAACACGCUCUAUGUCGACAAAGAAAAAGAACAGGGAGUUCCUGCCGGUGAAUCGAGCUGCUUACAAUUCACCAUUGCCCGAGACAUUGUCAAAGAAUUUCUCAACAAAGAUUCUAAAUUGUUCAAGGAUCACAAGAAAGUCCUGUGUCAACAACUACCGAAAUUGUAUCUCCCAAAUGAUGUUGAUGAGGACACCGUUCGUUAUUUGAAUCUUUUAAUGGAUAAGGUUCCCUCCUGUCGACCGUUCGCCGACGCCGUCUCGAAGAAUGCCUUCGCUAAAUUCCAGUCCUCGUUUGUGAAAAAAUACGAAAAGCAGCUUGAAGGACUAAGCGCCGCAGAGUAUCUAUCUCACGAAGAACACCAAGCAGAAGCCCAAUUCUUAAACGACAUCAUACCUCUGGAAGAUGAGUUUGCACCACCAGUAAGGCGUGGAAGAAAGCGACGUUCUGGCAGUGUGACCAGCUCCGCCGCUGAAGACGACCCUUCAACUUCAAACAAGACCGCUCGAACCCGAAAGGGCAAAGCCAAGCGCGCUCGGCUCUCCACUUCCGACGGUAGUGAUUCGAAUGAUAAUGAUGGCGACGAUAGGGAUGAAGAACAAGAUUUGGCAACGGUUUCCUCUCGGCGUUCCUCUGCCGCGCCUACUCGCGCGAUGCCCAAAAGACAAGCGACUCGCAAACCACUAGUGGAGGUCAUCACUAUAAGCUCCGAUAGCGAAGAGGAAGAAGAUACUCCACGGAAUGUUCGAGCCCGUCCCGUCCUCAACGCGAAGCAAGAACUGCGAAGAGAUUCAAAAAAUGAGCAAGUCUCGCAAGUGAGCGUCGGUCACGAUGAAGGUGAUUCAGAAGAUGAAGAUGAAGUCAGUGGCUUACUGGCUGAUGUGUAAUUUAAUUUUGUCCAAUAACUUAUUCUUAUUAUCUAUGAC